Molecule: messenger RNA, 3079 nt
Organism: Melopsittacus undulatus (budgerigar)
Lineage: Eukaryota; Metazoa; Chordata; Aves; Psittaciformes; Psittaculidae
Gene: PAWR
Product: pro-apoptotic WT1 regulator
Exons: 7
Coding region: 275-1264 (329 amino acids)
Biological process (GO): apoptotic process; positive regulation of apoptotic process
Cellular component (GO): cytoplasm
Source: RefSeq, a predicted model, not a curated record
UGGUGCCGCCAGCGCUGGGGAGCGCCCGAGCCGCGGCCCCGCCGGGCGGGAGGUGAGCGCUGGCCGCUCCGCCCCCCUCCGCCCCGCGCGGAGCACGGUCCCCGGCAGGGUGUUUGUGCUGCUCCGAGUCUGUCUCUCCGCCCCCGUCUCUCUCUCUCCCGCCCGCCCCGCCGGGACCUCUCCUCUCCGGGCAGCAGCGAAGCCGCCUCAGGGCGAGCGGCAACAGAGGUGCUGCAGCUGGUGGGGCGCUCUCGCCAUCCAGCCCGCCGGGAACAUGGCUACCGGUGGCUACCGCAGCUCCGGGGGCAGCACCACGGACUUUCUGGAGGAGUGGAAAGCUAAGCGGGAGAAGAUGCGUGCGAAGCAGGCGCCGCCGGCCCCGGGAUCAGUGGCUGGGGGGGAGGCCAGGCCCGCCGGGGCAGCCGCCACCUCCGAGCUGAACAACAACUUGCCCCCGGGCGGCCCGGCCGCGCCCCCCGCCGGCGGGGCCGUCAACUGCGUCGGGCUCUCCAGCGCCGCCCUGGCUCGGGCCGCCCCCAACAAGGAGCCGCCGCCGGCCCUCGCCGGGGUCCGUGGGGCCGAGCCUGCCCCCAAGCCCCCGCCCGCUGCCGCGCCGGGCUCCCCCGAGGGCGAGGAGAAACUGGCCGCCAAGGGAAAGAGCUCGGGCCCCAGCGCCAGGAAGGGGAAGGGGCAGAUCGAGAAGAGAAAGCUGAGGGAGAAGAGGAGGUCGACAGGUGUGGUGAACAUCCCGGCUGCCGAGAGCCUUGAUGAAUAUGAAGAUGAUGAAGCAGGGCAGAAGGAGCGAAAGAAGGAAGAUGCUAUUACCCAACAGAAUACAAUACAAAAUGAGAGUUCCAGUGCAGAUACCCCUGGCUCAUACUUAUUACAGGAUUCUUCCAGGAUGGUUUCAAGCAGGUAUAAAAGCACAGCUAAUGCACCAGAAGAUGACGCUCCAAAUAGGUAUUCACGAACAGACAGGGCAACUUACAGCAGAUACAGCAGGGAUGCAAAUUCUUCUGGCAGUUCCAUACCAAAUAACGCUUUGGAAAAGAGAAUUGAGGAACUUGAAAGGGAACUUGCAAAGGAGAGACAGGAAAAUGCGAGAUUAGUGAAGAUGACACAGGACAAAGACGAACUAAUUGGAAAGCUGAAGGAAGAAAUUGAUUUAUUAAACAGGGACCUAGAUGAUAUAGAAGAUGAAAAUGAACAAUUGAAGCAAGAAAAUAAAACCCUCUUGAAAGUUGUUGGACAGCUGACAAGGUAGAAGAUUCAAGCCUCAAUGAGGAAAGAUUUAAAAACUACUGAUUGAACGUUAAGGUCAAUAUAGUAAUACUUCCUGUGUUGCAGUAUGUUAUAAUAACUGUCUUUAUAUUUAUUGUUAGGAAACCAGAUGAAUGUUUAUUUUCAUAGUACUUUCUUCUUCAUUCAAUGAAAUGGCAUCAAAUUGUGGUAUACUUUUAGCUUUCUUUUUGCAUAACAGUAAUUAAGUUUUUUGACAUAUUUCAAAAUACUAAAUUCAAAAAUACUUGGGUUUUGAAUCUUCAGAUUACAUCUGAAUAAAUUACAGUAAUUUAAAAUUCAUAGCAUCAAGAUAACUUUCAGUCCAUGUGGGUGUAUAUUUUUGAAAUGAAUGGAAGCAAUACAUAUAAACUUUGUUUACACAGAUCCAAAAUAUAUAUUUUGGGAAAUACUUCCUUUUUUGUUUAAACACAGCUGUAAAGUGGGUGCCUUAUUACAGAUGUAUAGCUUUUUGCAGAUUGAUUACUUUUUCUAAAACUCUUGUAUGUUGAGGGUUUUUUUUACUGUAUCUGAAAGACUGACAAUAGCACAGAGUAGCAAUAUUUUUUCUCUAUAACAGUAUUCUGAUAGGAGGGGGAAGGUUUUAUUUUAAAAAAAGUAAUUAAAAACUCCAAACAAAACCACCAAAAAAACCCCACCAAAAUACAUCACCUGUGAUAUCAGCAUUAAUGAGUUUUUAGAAUCAUACUUAAGCUGUGCAGUUUAAGCUUAAGCAGUUUAUUUUAAAGCUUGUGUUUUAGCAAUGGAAUGCAAGUUUGCUAUCAGACAGUGAGUUUGUUUGCUGUGUUGAGAAUACAAACAAAACCUGGAGUGUUCAUUUUAGGAAAGACACUUUUGCAGUACUCUUCUACUUAAAGCUGUCAUCUUAAAAUUUAUAGGGAUCAUAACUGACAUGAAUUUUGUUACGUUUUAAUUUUUUCAAGCUGGGCGAAAUUUCUUGUACAUAAAGUAGAGGGGCAUACAAGUGAUUCAUGCCCUAUUGAAACAUAAAAUGGUUUAAAAAAACUUUAAUCCUUGAUUUUAAACUAACAAGGUGUUUUAAAAGUGCCUGUUUAGAUGCUAUAAUCCAGUUAUGACAGCAUACUGAUUCUUCUAUAAUAUGAUAGUAGACAAAAUUUUCUUUAGUGUCAACCACAGACCUCAGUUAACAGUUCUCUUAAAUUUCUUGUUAGGCUGAAAUCUGAUGUACUUUAUUUCAUCUUAAUACAGUAAUUUUUCAUUUGUGAUCAGAAUGUGUUUGUUAUUUGAGUUAGGAUACUAGAAGUGAAAACAUUUCAAAGAGUCCAGGCUUUUUCUUGACAAUUGUUGAAGUUUAGUGUCAGAAAGUUGCAUGCAUGUAAUUUUUGUUACCUUAAAACUUAAAGGUGACUUUAUUAUGUAAUAAUGAUCACCUUUACAGGUUUGCCAGUUGUUUUCGUAAUGCGUAUUUACUUACUGUAAGAGUUUCUUAAAUUUCAAAUCCAGUUACUAUUGUUACUCUUUGGAUUGUUUUGGAUAUAGGAUAGGUUAUUUUGCAUUUGUGUAUUCUAAUGAAGAGGUGCUUUUCAGAGCUUCAAAGUAUUUUUCAAGACACUUAUAUUCCAGGAUGCCUUGAUGUUUUCCUUCACAGUGGAUGAGAUCCCAUGGGACACUAUUUAAAACCUCUACUCAGGGGUUUAAAUGUCAUGGGGGUUUGUAUUGGCCCUCUGACCUACAAUAUACACCAAUAAAUGUUGCUUUUAAUAAUAUUCAAACAGUAAGAAGUCCCUUAAUUUAUCAGUUUCAUGCAAUUAAAAAAAAA